Molecule: messenger RNA, 4001 nt
Organism: Podarcis raffonei (Aeolian wall lizard)
Lineage: Eukaryota; Metazoa; Chordata; Lepidosauria; Squamata; Lacertidae
Gene: APBA2
Product: amyloid beta precursor protein binding family A member 2
Exons: 13
Coding region: 448-2634 (728 amino acids)
Biological process (GO): chemical synaptic transmission
Cellular component (GO): cytoplasm; plasma membrane; dendritic spine
Molecular function (GO): protein binding; amyloid-beta binding
Source: RefSeq, a predicted model, not a curated record
UCCCGGGUUAAUUAGUAGUCUCCGUGUGUGGCUGGGAAGCAGGAGAAGGAGCCGUACAAAAGAGCCCUGGCAGCUGCGGCUGCUCUCCUCCUCCUCCUCCUCCUCCUCCAGACUCUCCCCCCAUCCUCCUCCUCCUCCUCCUCCUCCUGCUGCUGCUGCUGCUCUUCUUCCUCAGGCCGCCUGCAAGGAGUCCGGUUCCUUCCUCGGGGGAGGACAAGUCAUCCCCGCCCUGCGCUGGCCAGACCCUCUUUGCUGCAGGUUGCCUUGCUCAGGCGGAUUGUCAGUGCAAGUGUGUUCAGCUUCUGCACUGGCAUUUUGGCACAUCUUGGCAGGAGGACUGCUUGUUCAUUCAGGAAGCAUCCCUGACUCUCUGGAGUUCAGAUCCCAGAAACUGCUGCAUUAUGACAAGGUGUUCCUCAGACAUGAUUGUCAUGUGACUUGUCAGCCAUGGCGAGCAGGAAAUGUCAAACCACCACAGCCAGCAUGCUGGAUCACCGGGCGAGAGCUUCCCCGCCUUUGCCUCAGGGUAGGGAGGCUGAAAAUGAGGGUGAUAACUUGCCUGUGGAGGACUAUGUGGAGAAGGAGACGGAGGUUGUGGCUGCCAGGGAAGGCACCCCUACGCUGGCCGAGCACGAGUGUCUCGACCACAGCGGAGAUGGCGACUCCAGUUCUGAUUAUGUCAACAACACUUCCGAAGAGGAGGAUUACGAUGAGGGGCUCCCGGAGGAAGAAGAAGGGAUUACUUACUACAUCCGAUACUGCCCAGAGGAUGACGGUUACCUGGAAGGGAUGGACUGCAGCGGGGAAGAGUAUGUCCCCCAUGAAGAACAUCCAGUGGAGACGGAUGAGUGCCAGGAAGCUGUGGAGGAAGCGGAGUGGUCCGACAUGAAAAUGCAGCACCGGGAUGAAUGUGAAGUCACAGAAGCCCCGGGCCACCACGAGGGCUGCGUCCAGGUUUUGGAAGGGGAGGUGGCCUGCCUGGAGAUCCAAGACCAAGAAGAGAACCUCCCGUAUUGCCAUCCAAGCGAAGAGCGCUACCAGGGUUACUACUCGCCUGAAGCAAAUGGGAAUCCCCACGGGAUGUCUCCUUACCACUCUGGGAAAGAAGAGGCUGAGCUAGAAGAACAGGAGGAAGACAUCGACCAGAUCGUUGCAGAGAUUAAGAUGAGCAUGAGUAUGAGCAGCAUCAACAGCGCCUCGGAGAUGAGCCCGGAGCAUGGAGGGACUGAAAACGUGCCAAAUGACUAUGCAGAGACUUGUCCAAAGGGAGAGUCUGGCCACAGCUCCAACAGGCAUCUGGGAAGGCCAAAAUCAUUGAACAUCCCCACUGCAUCAAAGCAAGUGGGAGAUGUACCCAGAGGCUUCAAAACCAAGUCAAGAACCCCCGAGGAAAGACAGACGUGGCCACAAGAACAGACAAAGAAGGUGUCCUCCUUCCCAAGCUUUGUUGAUGUUCCAGGACCUUGCGAACCCGAAGACCUCAUUGAUGGCAUCAUCUUUGCAGCCAAUUACUUGGGCUCCACGCAGCUGCUCUCGGAGCGCAACCCCUCCAAAAACAUCCGAAUGAUGCAAGCCCAGGAGGCGGUGAGCCGCGUCAAGAGGAUGCAAAAGGCAGCUAAAAUCAAGAAAAAAGCGAGCUCUGAGGGAGAUUCCCAGGCUUUGACAGAAGUGGAUUUAUUCAUCUCCACACAGAGGAUUAAAGUUCUGAACGCAGAUACACAGGAAACCAUGAUGGACCAUGCACUGCGCACCAUCUCCUACAUUGCCGAUAUAGGUAACAUCGUCGUUUUGAUGGCCAGGCGCCGGAUGCCCCGAUCAGCUUCGCAGGACUGUAUUGAGACGACCCCCGGCGCACAGGAAGGAAAGAAGCAGUACAAGAUGAUCUGCCACGUCUUUGAAUCAGAGGAUGCUCAGCUGAUUGCCCAGUCAAUUGGCCAGGCCUUCAGUGUGGCAUACCAGGAGUUCCUCAGAGCUAAUGGCAUCAACCCUGAGGAUUUGAGUCAGAAGGAAUACAGUGACAUCAUCAACACCCAGGAGAUGUACAACGAUGAUCUGAUCCAUUUUUCCAACUCGGAAAACUGCAAGGAGUUGCAGAUAGCCAAACACAAGGGCGAGAUUCUCGGUGUGGUCAUCGUGGAGUCUGGCUGGGGGUCCAUUUUACCCACAGUGAUCCUGGCCAACAUGAUGAAUGGUGCCCCAGCUGCUCGUUCAGGGAAACUCAGCAUCGGGGACCAGAUUAUGUCCAUUAACGGGACCAGUCUCGUGGGGCUUCCCCUGGCAACAUGUCAAGGAAUCAUAAAGGGUCUUAAGAACCAGACGCAAGUGAAGCUGAACAUUGUCAGCUGCCCUCCGGUCACCACUGUCCUUAUAAAGCGACCGGACUUGAAAUACCAGCUGGGCUUCAGUGUGCAGAAUGGAAUUAUCUGCAGUCUGAUGCGAGGUGGGAUAGCUGAGAGAGGUGGUGUCAGGGUUGGCCAUCGCAUCAUUGAGAUCAACGGUCAAAGUGUCGUUGCCACGGCUCAUGAGAAGAUUGUACAAGCUUUGUCAAACUCUGUGGGAGAGAUUCAUAUGAAGACCAUGCCCGCAGCAAUGUUCAGGCUGCUAACGGGACAGGAGACACCACUGUACAUCUAACUCUCAUCAAAAGAACUGAAUGAUCCCAGCCAUUCUAGAACCUUCAAGAGGAAUUUUUGUAUUUUGUAGGAACGGAAAGGGUUUGAACCAAUUCGUGGAUAUAUUCUGGAAACUCAACAGAUCCAGCUUCUUUGCCUUUUUCUUCUCCAUUUCUUUCUCUUUUAAACAACAUUAUGUUGCCAAAAGAUGAAUCUGUUACUUAUGGACCAAUAACCAACUGACACCACCUUUCCAAUACAUGGAAGUAUUUUGCAACAUCGGCUACAAAGCCCUUUCCCUGUGGAAGCUGGCAGCGUAGGGCGGCAUCCACCACAAACGCCCCCUGUGCAAACCCCACGAGCGUGUUGUCUGGGAUCCAGCUGCAGGCAGUGGGGCCUGCGCAAUCCCUCUUGCUGGUGGAUUCUGCUUGUGGCAUUUAUUUGAACACUGACUGCAGCAUGCCCGUCCCAGGUGUGCACGCCUGCUGCUUCUAAGCAAUGUGGCAAAACUGCCUGUGUAAUUGGAGGAGAUAAGUGAGGGCAGGCCAGUUUCGAAAUGACCAAGAAUGUAUGCACUUCUGGCUGGGGCUGGGGCUGGGGGUGGAGCGUUUGAUGCUAAUCCAAUGAAAAGCUACUGUUGUCCUUGGUAUUCUUAUUGACAAGUGUAACGUGUUAACAAGUUUUGAUGAAACGUGACUUUAAGUGUGGAACAAGGGGUGGGGGCUGGUGGGGGUGAUGGGGAGGAGGAGGUUUUUUAAAAAAAACAAAAACCCAGAUGCAAAAUAACAAAAGACUUGCCGCAAUAUAAAGCUGGAUAUUUAUUUAGAUCAAGUAAAUUUAUGGUUUGGAAACUGAAGUUUUUUAAUGACUGAAAUUGUUCUUAUGGCUUUGCAUAUGGGGUACAGGGGGUUCCUAGUUUUUAAUAUCCCACAACCUUCCAUCUAUUCCUCUUUGGUUGAACUUGAGUUUACUACCAGAAAGCCAUGUUUAAAUAGUUUUAAGGUCAAUCCUGUUUCCUUUUUCUUGUUUUUUUUCUGAGCCAACAUGUGGUCUGAAUGUAAAUGAUGGCUGCAAACGGGGAAGUCAUCGCCAUCAACAGUAUUAGAAUUUGUGGAGAUGAUAAACCGAGUACUAGUAAUGUUGUGUUCAUUAUGAGAUAAAUGUUAACUGAUGUAACCUUUUUUGUCUUGAUUUCUCUCUCUCUCCUUUUGGCCAAGGCCUUGAAAAAAACAAUAAUACACUGUGACUAAAGAAGCCUUACAUGCAGUAACAGAAAAGCUUUAGGAUUACUGUAGUUCAAGGAGUAACGCCGUAGAUCUCUUGUUGCAUGCAGGUGACCCUAGGAGAGAAAUAAUCGAGACUCGCUAAUAAAUUUGGAGUAAUAAAGCA